This is a messenger RNA of Tetrahymena thermophila SB210, 492 nucleotides long. Its product is annotated as transmembrane protein, putative. The record is from RefSeq and is a predicted model, not a curated record. The transcript has a single exon. NCBI's taxonomy places the organism in Eukaryota, Ciliophora, Oligohymenophorea, Hymenostomatida, Tetrahymenidae.
AUGUAUUAUUAGAUAAUCAUGACUUAAAUUUUUCAAGCAUUCUAUUGGGGUAUCUUGAAUGUUUGUUACUAUCUUGCCAUUUCUUAAAAUAUCAUAAGCCACUUAAUCAAUUUUGGUAUUUAAAACAACAUCUUGAGUACUAAAUCUCGAUAACUAACUCUAUAUCAUAUUUUUAUGAUAUUUAUUUUCAUUAAUAAAAUCAUAGGUUACGCCCUAUUCACUAAGAGUAAUAUUUUAUUAAUACGCUAUAGUAAAAUGAUCUGUUUAUUGUGUAUUUCGGUGACUUUUUAUUUAAUUUGUGUUAUCUUCCUGAUAAUUGUUUUAGGUUUCUUCGUUAGAGCAGAUAUUUGUACUUAAAUUAUCUUUUUGAUUCUAUGUUAUCUAUUAUUAUUGAGAUCCAUGCACUUUUUACAAGCGCUAAAUAUUUUAUUUAUCUUAGUUUAGCUGAUUUUAUUAAUCAUAUACCUAUCCUUCAUCCUAAGAUUGUGCUGA